GGACGUGUAUGUUAAGCGAGACCAUCUCUGCGGUGCUAGGUGGCAAAAGCCACCCUGCCUGGCCCACCUGUAUGCCAAGAUGACUCUCUUCCACUUUGGGAAUUGUUUUGCCCUGGCCUAUUUCCCCUAUUUUAUCACUUACAAGUGCAGUGGCCUGUCAGAAUAUAAUGCCUUCUGGCGAUGUGUGCAAGCAGGAGCCACCUACCUCUUUGUCCAGCUGUGCAAGAUGCUGUUUUUAGCUACGUUCUUUCCAACUUGGGAGGGUGGUGCAGGAGCUUAUGAUUUCGUUGGAGAAUUCAUGAAAGCCACCGUAGACAUGGCGGACUUGGUGGGCUUGCACCUGGUGAUGUCCCGGAAUGCAGGGAAAGGGGAAUACAAGAUCAUGGUAGCUGCCCUGGGCUGGGCCACGGCGGAGCUCAUUAUGUCUCGAUGCAUCCCACUGUGGGUGGGAGCUCGUGGCAUUGAGUUUGAUUGGAAAUACAUUCAGAUGAGUAUAGAUUCCAACAUCAGCCUGGUUCAUUAUAUCUCCACUGCUGCCCUGGUGUGGAUGUUCACCCGCUACGAUUUACCGAAACAUUACCGGCUGCCCCUUACUUUCCUCCUGGGUGUCAGUGUCUACAAAGCCUUCUUUAUGGAAUCGUUUGUGCACGUCUUUCUGCUGGGUAGCUGGACUGCGCUUUUGGUUAAAGCCGUGAUCACUGGCCUCCUGUCCUUCAGCUCCCUGACACUCUUUGUCACCCUGGUACACAGUAACUGAGGCCCCACUGAUGGUCACUCCGACUUGGGGAACCUCCGUGUUUGCGCAUCCUAAGGUCGUUCAGCUGUGGAUUCCGUUUGCAAGGCUGCGUGUGACUUGAUCCUUCCUGCUGUGAGAUCGGUUCCAGUCAUGGUCUCAGUGCCAUUCCGAUAUAUGAUGCUAAUUUAAAAAGUGUUGUUUA
Messenger RNA from Candoia aspera, 938 nucleotides. It is a transcript of the gene TMEM147, whose product is annotated as transmembrane protein 147. Bases 80 to 757 code for a protein of 225 amino acids. Lineage: Eukaryota; Metazoa; Chordata; Lepidosauria; Squamata; Candoiidae. The transcript is spliced from 8 exons. The record is from RefSeq and is a predicted model, not a curated record.